Messenger RNA from Nyctereutes procyonoides (raccoon dog), 5029 nucleotides. It is a transcript of the gene TSLIG1, whose product is annotated as zinc finger and BTB domain containing 8 opposite strand. The record is from RefSeq and is a predicted model, not a curated record. Lineage: Eukaryota; Metazoa; Chordata; Mammalia; Carnivora; Canidae. Gene Ontology annotation, biological process: tRNA splicing, via endonucleolytic cleavage and ligation. The coding region runs from base 380 to 913 and encodes 177 amino acids. The transcript is spliced from 7 exons. Gene Ontology annotation, cellular component: tRNA-splicing ligase complex.
UAAAAGCUGUUCAGCUCCCGACACUUUAAAAGUACUCAGAUGAGAAAUCUAGGGUGGCUUCGGGCGUAGUUAUCGACUCUGGGAGUGAGGUAAAAAGAAAAGGCUUCUCACCACCCAGACAAGCGGGUAUUUAGUUCUAAAGUGUCUCCCUCCUCCCACGUCCUCCAGUGUAUAUGUUUCCUUUGUUCUUAGAACGGAUGAAGAAACGCAGAAAUAGGGCCGAAGCCUAUUAAAGAUGUGCUUCCGGCAGCGAGUCCUAGGACAGAAGUGUUAACGAUAUAAAGUCUAUCUGCGAGAAUGGGGUCCUGGUCCUUUAAGGGCGCGUGCCAAGGGGCGGAGUCUAGAGCGGAAGUUGUAAAUCAGGGCUGAAGUCCAGCUAAUGAAGGGCGGAAGUAGAGUGUCCAGUGCGGCAAUUAUGGCGCAGGAAGAGGAAGAUAUUCGAGAUUACAAUUUGACUGAAGAGCAGAAGGCGAUCAAGGCCAAGUAUCCUCCAGCCAUUCGGAAGUACGAGUAUUUGGAUCAUACAGCAGAUGUCCAGUUACAUGCAUGGGGAGAUACUCUGGAGGAAGCAUUUGAGCAAUGUGCAAUGGCCAUGUUUGGUUACAUGACAGAUACUGGGACUGUGGAGCCUCUGCAAACAGUAGAAGUAGAAACCCAAGGAGAUGACUUACAGUCUCUUCUGUUUCACUUUUUGGAUGAAUGGCUUUAUAAGUUCAGUGCUGAUGAAUUCUUCAUACCCCGGGAAGUGAAGGUACUUCAAAUUGAUCAAAGAAAUUUCAAAUUACGGUCAAUUGGGUGGGGAGAAGAAUUUUCACUGUCCAAGCACCCUCAGAUUUUAUUCAUUCAUGAUAGAGGCAGAGACACAGGCAGAGGGAGAAACAGGCUCCACACUGGGAGCCCGACGCAGGACUAGAUCCUGGGACUCCAGGAUUGUGCCCUGGGCCAAAGGCAGGCGCCAAACCGCUGAGCCACCCAGGGAUCCCUAAGUUCUUUGUUGUUGGAAAACCAUGUUAAAGUGAUCUGAAUUUUUCAAAAUAGGUAACUUUAAAAAAAUGAAACGUCUUUUGUUUGAUUUGCAACAUUAUUCUUUUCUCUAUUGGCUGUUUGCUGCAUUCUUUGUUGCCACUACAAGAGUUUGCAAAGUUGCUAUUUAUUCACACAUACAUAGAAAAGAUUGCCACUGGGUGGUGCCAGAUAUCAUUAUAGCCUGCUAAACUUGACCUAAAAGGAAGGGAUGGUCUGUGAGCUUUACUAAGUGUUCUGAGCCCUGUGAUACUUUUCUCUGGGUAUUUAACAGAAAGUAGAGGUAAUGGAGACUAGACCAAGAGCCAUGGUUUAAAUAGUAACUCUUAAAAUUAAUACAUACCUUUUUUUAGGAUGAAUUUCCAGGCUGACAUAGGGCUAUCUUCAUGAACCCCUUUGAACAUCAUGGGCUAUUUGGGGCAUUGAUUGUGAAGCUGAGCAGUGGGAUAUUGUGAGUCCAGUAGAAGAGCUGCAACCAGAUAGGAAGAACUCUUGGGAUGUAUUAAGCCAAGUAGGACACAAACUUGACUACGAAAAAAAGUAGCCACACCUCUUACCACCAGGGCUGUAUAAUGGGGUUCAGUAAAAGCAAGUCAAAUGUAACUAUGCAAUACAAAUUAUAUUCCUUUUCAUUUAUAAUAAAUUUGUAAUUUUAAAAAAUUUUAUGUGAAUUUUAAAAUGCAGUUUGUAUUUUUAAAUAUUGCCAAAAUGAAGAUAACUGAAUAGAAGGAAAAUGAGUGUUGCCCUCUGUGGAGGCAUUUUUUUUUAAGAUUUUAUUUAUUUAUUCAUGAGAGACACAGAGAGGCAGAGACAUAGGCAGAGGGAGAAGCAGGCUCCAUGCAGGAAGCCUGAUGUGGGACUCAAUCCUGGAACUCCAGGAUCACGCCCUGAGCCAGAGGCAGAGACCUGAGCCAGAGGCAGAGAAGCUCAACUGCUGAGCCACCCAGGCGGAUAUCCCUCUGAAGGGAUUCUUGACUUAACCAGCAGCAGGCGCUUUGUUUAUUUUUGCUUAUUUACUGAGAUGGUUGCACCAGGCUCUCACCAGACUCUUCGGCUAGUUUCAGUUAUGUGGCUUGGCCUUGGGAACACAUUUUUCCCCUUUGCAAAGCAAUUCCCCCACCCUGUAACAUACCCACUCAUCCUCACUUUUGUCUCUUAUUCUUCUGUCUGGGCUAUCUUUUCCUUUUCCAAAAACAUGAACACACAUUCACUGCCCAGGGAGUCAGGGAGUAAUAAAUUAACGCAUGUGUGGGUGUUUGGCUGAGGAUUUAUGCCGUGGCUAAGGGGGCAGCUACCUCUCAGCUUGCGUCCUUAUUGCUAAUGUGAAUAUAGGCCCACUGUUGGCAGUUUUUGUGACACUCCAAAAUUGAGAUACUCAUAUGAAAGCUCCCAAAUUUGUUGGGGAAAAAAAUCCAUCAUGGGUCAUCACGGAGUACAAAUUCUAGGUGGGCUGAAUCUCAUCCACAGGUUGCUGGUCAGAAAGCUCUGCUUUAAAGCACAGCUUAAGGGCAGCCCCGGUGGCGCAGUGGUUUAGCGCCGCCUGCAGCCCGGGGUGUGAUCCUGGAGACCCAGGAUCGAGUCCCACAUCAGGCUCCUUGCAUGGAACCUGCUUCUCCCUCUGCCUGUGUCUCUGUGCCUCUCUUUCUCUGUGUCUCUCAUGAAUAAAUAAAUAAAAUCUUUAAAAAAAAAUAAAGCAUGGCUUAAGUCACAUUUUCUCGAAGCCUUCCUAACCAUUCCAGCCCUCAGUAAUUUUUAAACUAUGCCUCCCUAGUUACCUCUAAAGAUUUGAAGGCUUUAUUUUAUAAUUGUUCAGUGUUUGGCAGCCUUGUCCCUCUGAAUAGGAGCGUUCCCAGAUGGCAUAUAAUAAUAGAUGGUCAGUCACUACCUAACAGCCCCUGGGCUAAGCAUGUUGUAGCUACAUCAAAUUCAGGCAGAAGCUAGGGGCAGCUCAUUGAGUAGAUCUACAAGGGCAGAUCCGAAGUCACAAGCCUCAAUUUCUAGCCCUCCAUCUGCUCUCUGACGUUGGACCUACUUCCUUGUCUAUGUAUUAGAAAUGCGAGGGAUUCCUUUUUUAAAAAAUAUUUUAGGGAUCCCUGGGUGGCGCAGCGGUUUGGCGCAUGCCUUUGGCCCAGGGCGCGAUCCUGGAGACCCGGGAUCGAAUCCCACGUCGGGCUCCCGGUGCAUGGAGCCUGCUUCUCCCUCUGCCUAUGUCUCUGCCUCUCUCUCUCUCACUGUGUGACUAUCAUAAAUAAAUAAAAAUUAAAAAAAAAAAAUUAAAAAAAAAAAUAUUUUAUUUAUUUGACAGCACAAGGAAGGGGAGGGGCAGAGGGAGAAGCAGGCUCUUUGUAGGGCAGGGAGCCUGAUGUGGGACUUGAUCCCAGGACCCUGGGAUCAUGACCUGAGCCCAAGGCAGAUGCAUAACUAAUUGAGCCACCCAGGUGCCCACCAGUAAUUCUUUAAUUCAUUUCUGGUUCUAAGUUUCUAUGAUCCUGUAAUACUGUAUUUUAAACAACUGAGCUGAGAAGUUUCUGUUACUGAAAUAGUUUUUCGUUGAGCCUGAAAUGUCCAAAUCACACCAUCAGCAUCUUCUCAUUCACGCCAGUCAGAUGGCCUUUGUCAUGAGUACAAUGGUGUGUCUCAUGGCAGUGGCUUUCCAGGAAAGUCAUUGUGGCAUCGUGACCUUUUCUCUCUGAUGCUUCUUCCUCCAAGCCGGAGAGGUGGUUAUGUGUCCCUAUGGCCCACUCUUGCUAAUUUUGUUUCCACCUUGCUAAUACCACUUGGACUUUGGAAGAGAAUGCUCAGAAAGGGUGGGAAAAGAACAAUUUAAAACCUCUUCAAAGUGGGGCAUGUGCACCAAGUGAACUAUAGUUCUGACCCCUAGCUUCAGAAGGCUGGAGGGUUCCCAGAUGGAGAUUUAUUUCUUCACCUAAGAAACCAGAAAACAGUUCAUUAAAUGGUUGGGAGAUGUUCUGCCCAUUUUAGAGAUGGUGUGACUGAGGUCCAGAGAGAAGGUCUAAAGGGACAGUGCCCCAAGUCCCAGAGCCCAGAACUUUUCAAAGGAUCUUCUCCAAAACUUUUUCCAGAGCAAACACUACAGAAUUUAGUGACUAUAGUACUUUAUCAGUGUUGUUUCCCAUCUAAUGUACUAUGAAUCGUUUUUAUUUUCUUACCUAUAAAAUGAAUAAUGUCAAAUUCUGGGCGUACAAGAAAGUACUCUUAGAAAGAAGGACAACAUAUUUUGUCAUAAACACAUAUUCAGGAUUCAUCUGUACAAAAUACUUUCCCAUGUGCUUUCAGUAUGUUGCCCAUUUGUCCUUCCAGUAUUUCUGUAUGUGGUACACUUAUCCUGCAUUUUACAAAUAAGGAAAUUAGUAACAUCUUAAGCUACUUGGCUCUUAAGGGACAGAUUUGGGACUUUGUUUAUUGUCUUUAUACAGUAUCCUUUAAUACAUAACAAAUCACAUUUAUGUUCUUUUGUUCUUUUGAUCCAGGUAAUAAUUCUGUGAGGUUAGUAUAGCAGCUGUUACUCAUGUUUUAUAUAUAAUGAGACAAUGUUUGGUUGAUAUUUGUAAGAUACAACCCAAGAAAAGAUGACUGACAAAGAUUGUGCCAUUUUCUCUGGCACUUACUCUAAAAGCUCAAAAGCUAAUGCUCUUUAGCAAAAACAUUCUUUUUUACUUUUUUUUAAAGACCUAUAUUCAAAGGGAGGAGGAGCAGAGAGGUAGGCAGAGGGACAAGCAGACUGCACUCAGUGCAGAUCCUGACCUAAGGCUUGAUCUCAUGAUUCUCAGAUCAUUACCUGAGCCAAAAUCAAUAGUUGGAUGCUUAUGGGACACCUGGGUGGCUCAGCAAUUGAGCUGAUGCUUAACUGACUGAACCACUCAAGCACCCCAGAAACAAUUGAACUGUAGAGAACAUUUGUGUAGGACAAGACAGUAAAGAAUAGUGGAUAUUAUUUCCUCUCCCUGCCAAAUAAAUACACAACUGUGUGUGUGGUGUGUGUUUG